Nyctereutes procyonoides (raccoon dog) is the source of this 2197-nucleotide messenger RNA. RefSeq names its product rhomboid domain containing 3 (gene RHBDD3). Gene Ontology annotation, molecular function: serine-type endopeptidase activity; protein binding. Lineage: Eukaryota; Metazoa; Chordata; Mammalia; Carnivora; Canidae. Gene Ontology annotation, cellular component: membrane. The record is from RefSeq and is a predicted model, not a curated record.
UGACUAAUCGGCGGGCGGCGGGGGAGGGGGUGGCGCGCUGGCUCGGCCGGGGUCACGCGCUCGAGUUCAGGCAGAAUGGGCUCGGGGCUCUCUGGCCUCGCCGGGAAGCUGGAGUCCCGACUCCCAGCCAGGGGCCCCGCCCGGCCUUCCGGGGGCCGGGGGCGCGCUCUGCAAUGAGGAAGGAGAGGCUCAGAGGAAGGAAAACUUGUCCAAGGAUGCACAGCAGGAAGAAGUGGAGGGGAUGCUGGAACCUUCUUGUGAAAAGGGGGGUUUAGGGCCAGAGGAGCUGUGCUCAAAGCUGGAAGAAGGGGAUGACUCCCUCCAGUGUCACUUUGUAUGCACUCAGAGUGUGGAAUUCCUGCCUCUUCUCCAGCCCUUCUGCCUCACCCCCUUCCUAAUCUGCCUGCCCAUUGGCUGGCCUCACCCCUCCAGCAAGGGAAACUUAGAGCUCUAGGCAGGGCACAGUGGAGGGGAGGAAACACAAAGGUGGCUGGUCUGCAGCCCAAGGAAAAAGGGAGGCAGAGGAAAGCCGGAGAUGGCCCUGAGUUUGCCCUGGGGGGCUGUACCCUUUUUUAGGAAAUCCAGAACCCCAGUUCAACUUCUCUGGCCUUGUGCCUCCCACUCUAGGCUCUUCUUCAGAGCCCUUUUGGCUCAGCCCCUCCCCAUCUUCACACACAGGCAGAGGGGAGGGCAAGAUCGUUAAAUGCGUGGUUAGGAUCUGAGCUCCUCUGUGGUCAAGUUGCUGGGCCUGCCUUUCCAGCUUCAGUCUCUACUUCUGUAAAAUGGGGCCAUCGGGAGGGUAGUUGAAAGGAAGUUGGAUAAAAAUUGCAGUCAUAACCGUUGUUAUUGUUUUCUUUCACCCCUAGCACACAGCCUCAAGACCACUUUUGACACCUUCAGCCUCACUAUGCGUGCCCGAGGCCCCCCUGGCUUACCAUCCCCAGUGCUACCCCUUGCCUCCUCUGUCCUGAUGCUGCUGCUGAGCAGCCUAUGGCUGGUGGGAGCUGGCCCCAGCCUUGCCCUGGCCCCGGAGCUGCUGCUGGACCCUUGGCAGGCACACCGGCUGCUGACCCAUGCCCUGGGCCACACAGCCCUACCUGGCCUGCUCCUGAGUCUGCUGCUUCUGCCCACAUUGGGCUGGUGGCAGGAGUGCCACCUGGGCACGCUGCGGUUCCUGCAUGCCUCUGCCCUGCUCGCCCUGGCUGCUGGGCUCAUGGGUGUGCUGCUGGCAGGCCUUGGGGUGUCCAGCGCAGCUGGUGGCUGCGGCUACAUGCCUGUCCACCUGGCCAUGCUGGCAGGGCAGGGUUACCACCCUAGACAGCCCCUGGGGAUAUUGCCACCGUGGCUGCUGCCAUGGCUGCUGCUUGCCUUGACACCACUGCUCAGCUCUGAGCCACCCUUCCUGCAGCUAUUCUGUGGCCUUCUUGCUGGCCUGGCCUAUGCAGCCGGGGCGUUCCAGUGGCUGGAGCUCUCUGAGAGGCGGCUGCAAGCGCUGCAGGAGGGUGCCUUGUGCAGAGCCCUGGCAGGGUGCUGGCCAUUCAGACUCCUUCCUACCCCAGGCAGCCUGGCCGAGCUGCCGGUCAUCCAUCCUGCUGCAGCGAGGCCUCCCACCCCUGGACCUCCUUACAUGGCCUCCCCUAGCCUCUGGUCCCGCAGUGAAGUCUCGGCCCAGCUCCCACCAGGCCUGGGGUCUGUGCAGCAGACCUGGGAGGGCUCCUCAGAGGUGGGCAUAGCCUGGGCCAGGCCCAGCUCCCCCGGAACCCCGCUGUGGGCAGCCCUGGAUGAGCAAAUGCUGCAGGAGGGGAUCCAGGCCUCACUCCUUGAGGGGCCAGCCCAGUGUCCUGAGAGCCCACUAUGGCUGCCUAAGUCCUCCGUCUCCUCUCUGCGGCUGCAGCAGCUGGAGCGCAUGGGCUUCCCGACAGAGCAGGCAGUGGUGGCACUGGCUGCCACAGGCCGAGUGGAGGGUGCUGUGUCACUGCUGGUUGGCGGGGAGGUAGGCCCUGAGGCCCUGGUGACUCAGGGGAGGGGCGGGCCUGCUCACCCUGAGGGUCCUGGUCCCCCCUAGCACAUGCAGGCCCUCAAGUGACCAGAGCCCUGGCCUGUCUGCUUAGAAUCAUAGUGGGGUACAGGAGAUGCCCCUCCAGCACCACACCCUGGUACUGCUUAGAAUAAAAACCAGUUCAUUUUUCAACCUGGA